AUGGCGGAACAAAUUCUUCACAACCCUCCAAUUCAUGAUAUAUUUACCUUCAUCCUUUGCUUGGGACAAAUUACGGGCGCAUUUCCGCUGCGUUUUGUAGAGAAUGUCGAAGCUUGUUCAGUUAAAUUUCGAUGGAUGCACUAUAAAACCUUCUAUUCGAUUUUUCAUAUUUUCUUAUUAAUUAUGAUGACAUUCUUCUGUGCGUGCGGUGCCCAAAUGGCAUAUAUUUCUUGGACUUUUCGCCACAUUGUAAGAACGCUAUUUUAUGCGACCAGCUUAUGGGGAGCAAUCUCUCUUUUUGUUGUCGUCAAAAAGUGGCCGGAAUUAGUCGAUAAAUGGAUUGAGCUGGAUAAAAGUAUGGCACAUAAUUAUGGAUUUCCUAAGAAUAUGAAUAAACGGGCGAAGAUAAUGGCGCUGAUAACUACAAUAUAUGCCACUGGUCAAAUUUUGAUUUUUGUACUAUACAACGUGGAAAACACCCGCAAACUGGCACGGGCCCAAAAUGUACCCUUUGGACAUAGCAUUUAUUUCAAAACCGUAUUUGCGCAAGUAUUCAAUGCAAUUCCAUAUUCACUUAUUCUAGGAUUACUAUGUCAGUUCGUGUUCUUUCUUAGCAUAUGGCGCUUUGCCUACUCGGACCUUUUUAUUUCAUUGAUUAGCUCAUUUUUAAGCAUUCGACUCCAGCAAAUUACAGAGAGGGUUAAAUUUGCAGCAAAAAAGAGACGAACCAUAGCGUUUUGGAGAGAAAUCAGAGAAGAUUAUGAUCGGGUGUGCGUUUUAUGUAAAGAAGCAGAUGAUGCCAUGAGUAAUAUUAUAUUUGUCACCUACACCACUAAUCUGGUACUGCUCUUGGUAUACCUUCGCAACUGCACAAUAAUAGAAGGGUUAGUGCAACUGAUACAACAUUUUUAA
Photinus pyralis (common eastern firefly) is the source of this 912-nucleotide messenger RNA. Its product is annotated as gustatory receptor for sugar taste 64e-like. The record is from RefSeq and is a predicted model, not a curated record. Gene Ontology annotation, biological process: sensory perception of chemical stimulus; detection of chemical stimulus involved in sensory perception of taste. The transcript has 5 exons. Gene Ontology annotation, molecular function: taste receptor activity. Lineage: Eukaryota; Metazoa; Arthropoda; Insecta; Coleoptera; Lampyridae. Bases 1 to 912 code for a protein of 303 amino acids. Gene Ontology annotation, cellular component: membrane.